UUCGCAGACUCAAUUUACUUUAACAAAGUAAUUGAGAUAUAAAUGCUAAUUAACUUUUUGUUAAUUAGCGAGCGCUUAUAAACUUGUGGCUGUAGAUGGCGCGUGAGUGUUAUGAAUAAAUAUAAAAAAACAAAUGAUGAGGAGGCGCAAGUUCCCGCAUCCGCCACAUCAUAUGUUUUGAUCAUAUGUUUUCUAUCAAACGCAGAGCCUCCUUCGUGACCGAGCGGGAUUCUUAAACUGAGGUGAUCUUAAGAAACACUCGGGGGCUGAUGUCGUGUUGAUUCAUAUUCGUUUUUUUCGUCGGGAACUGUGCUUUUUAGGUUAUCAAAGAAAACCGAGAAGGUGCGUUUCGCGAAAUGGCAACGAGCUUGAGAAGCGAUCAGAGCUUCGAAGAGGAGCAGCACAGCACCAGGAGUCCCUCCAUCGCAUCCCUGAGGGACUUCCAGUGGCCCCUGUUUUUAGCUUCAAAGCAGCCAAAGCGCAGGAAACCUUAUCCAAAAGGUCGGGAUCCGGUCGUCAUUGAGCGCAGCAAUCUCGUCAACAUCAGCAAAUUGGUCGUCAAAGAAUUGAUCGAGCAGAGUCUGCGGUAUGGAAGGAUGCUCGACUCUGAUCACAUGCCUCUGCAGCAUUUCUUCAUCGUUUUGGAACACGUUCUGAGGCACGGUUUGAGGCCGAAGAAGGGUUUGUUGGGACCGAAGAAGGAGCUUUGGGAUAUACUGCAGACCGUUGAGAAAUUUGCACCGGAAGCUCAGGACAUCACCUCGAGCGUUCGAGAUUUACCGACCGUCAACACCCACAUGGGACGUGCUAGGGCUUGGUUAAGGUUGGCGCUUAUGCAAAAGAAGCUGGCCGAUUAUCUGAAGGUGCUUCUCGAUAACAAGGAUGAAGCUCUUGCAGAAUACUUUGAACCGGACGCUCUGAUGCUCAGCGACGAAGCCAUCAUAAUCAUCGGUCUUCUCGUCGGUUUGAACGUGAUCGAUUGCAAUCUGUGCGUGAAGGAGGAGGAUUUGGAUUGUCCUCAGGGUGUAAUCGACUUCUCAUUGUACCUGAGAUCUUCCAACCAAGUCUCCACCGACUUAGGUAACGAAGAGGAUGAGGAUGAAAGCCACAUGACAACGGUUCUCGAUCAGAAGAAUUACAUCGAGGAGCUGAACAGGCAUUUAAACGCUACUGUUACCAAUCUUCAAAAUAAAGUCGAGAGUUUGACCACGACGAAUGCGCUCAUGAAGGAGGAUCUCGCAAUCGCGAAGAAUAAUUUGUACACGCUUUUCGAAGAGAACAAGCAGUUGAGGGUGGAUCUAGGUAGAGAAGAGUCCAGCAUGAGGAUCAGCAUGCUCUGCGAAUCGGGCGCAACCAUAGAGUCUACGAGCACAACCGGAGAAGUUGUAGAACUGAAGCAGCGGCUCGAAGAGGAGCGCAAAUUACGGCAAGAAGCAGACAAAGAACUACAACUUCAAAUGGACCUGAAAGCUGAAAUGGAGGUUGCGAUGAAACUUUUAGAGAAGGACAUCCACGAGAAACAAGAUACUAUUAUCUCGCUGCGGCGUCAGCUCGACGAGAUCAAGCUGAUCAACCUGGAGAUGUACAAGAAGUUACAGGAAUGCGAGGGUUCUGUCAAACACAAAACAGAGUUAAUUAGCAAGCUCGAGGCGAAGGCCCAAUCCAUGUCCGGUACGAUUGUAAACCUCGAACAUAAGUAUAAAGAGACGGAGAACUGCCUGAUGUCCACCGAGGCGCAGAAGCGAGAGCUGAAUAUGCACUUGAGUCAGAACGAGGAGCAGACGACGAACUUCGAGAGCGAUCUGAAGGUGGAGAGGGAAUGGAGGAGAUCGCUGCAGGAAACGAUGCAGCAGGACAGAGAGAAGAUCGGGCGAUUGCAGCACGAAUUGACACAACACAAGACCAUCUCUCAAAAAUACGUCUCACUGCAGGAAGAUUAUUAUAUGCUGAAAGAGCACAGCUUGGAGCAGGAUCAGACGCUCGAGGAAUUGGGAAGACAGCUGAGCCUCUCCAAGCUGCAGUUAUCUGAUAUGAAGGAGGAGGCGAGUAAAUCGAAGACGGAUUCCUCGACCUGGGCCAAAGAUACGUCAGCUACGCACUGCAAGGCGUGCAGCAAAGAGUUCAACCUGACCAGACGAAAGCACCAUUGCAGGAACUGCGGCGAAAUCUUCUGCAACUCUUGCUCCGACAAUUCGAUGUCGCUACCGUCGUCCGCAAAACCGGUGCGCGUCUGCGAUGAUUGCCAUCUGAUACUCGUCCAGCGCAAUUCUGUGAUGUAAUCAACGUUCGUUUGUUCGUUCAUCUAGUUUAUUUUAUAUUUACAAAAAAAAACUUAAUUCAUUGGCCUUACGCAAUUGCGCGAAAGAUAUAUAUGUUGCUUUGUGCAAAAAAAAAAA
This is a messenger RNA of Nicrophorus vespilloides, 2396 nucleotides long. RefSeq names its product RUN and FYVE domain-containing protein 2. NCBI's taxonomy places the organism in Eukaryota, Metazoa, Arthropoda, Insecta, Coleoptera, Silphidae. Gene Ontology annotation, molecular function: metal ion binding. The transcript is spliced from 9 exons. The coding region runs from base 357 to 2279 and encodes 640 amino acids. Gene Ontology annotation, cellular component: cytoplasm. The record is from RefSeq and is a predicted model, not a curated record.